Messenger RNA from Coniophora puteana RWD-64-598 SS2, 480 nucleotides. RefSeq lists its product as uncharacterized. NCBI's taxonomy places the organism in Eukaryota, Fungi, Basidiomycota, Agaricomycetes, Boletales, Coniophoraceae. Bases 180 to 452 code for a protein of 90 amino acids. The record is from RefSeq and is a predicted model, not a curated record. The transcript has a single exon.
ACGAGGCUAUCCGACUUCCUAUCCGGGCCGUACUGUACUCGAAGGUUCCUUCGUCGCAUCCUGGUCAUCGAAAAUUCGACAUCUAUCACUUUGAAGGCUGUAGUCACCCACCCAUCACCAUGCAUUUCUCUAUCAUAACGCCUGACCUUAUCCAUACCUAGAUAGCGACGACGUCAGUUAUGCUGUGCAACCGUCGCAGCAGCGGGAGUUGGAGAUGGCUACGCCGCGACAUCAAGCGCAGUGUGGAGCUGGAGCGGCGUGAGCGUAUGGAAGAUGCAUCAUAUGGCGUUCUAGUGUGCGUAUCCCGCGCUUGUGUUGGUGCCCACGGGCGACAUGGCCGGGGGAGACGCAGGGUGUGCAACAGGGCGAAGUAUAGUGAGUGGCUGAGGAUCAGAUGUAAAGCAGAGGUGCUAUCGUUCGUCGUCUCGUUCGGCACAGCUCGAGCGUUUUGAGAGCGAGUUUGCCCGUGGGAAAUCAAAC